Molecule: messenger RNA, 1470 nt
Organism: Myzus persicae (green peach aphid)
Lineage: Eukaryota; Metazoa; Arthropoda; Insecta; Hemiptera; Aphididae
Exons: 5
Coding region: 1-1470 (489 amino acids)
Source: RefSeq, a predicted model, not a curated record
AUGUACGACAGUCAAAGUAUAGUAAAUUUAGAGGAGAAUUCAAAUCUCUUUUCAAAAUUGAAAUCGGAAUAUCCUACUUCAGGUCCAUUAGAAGAUAGUGAAAAUAUUAAAUCUCAACCAAAUGUUCUUCCUGGAGAUGAUCCAGCAUUAUGGAUCAUAAAUGAUACUACAGGAGAUUUUAUAUCAUUACAUGGUUUUAAUCAAAAUAUCGAUGGGAACAACUUUUUAAAGUCAAAAAGAUUAUGCUCUAAAAUUUUAGAAAAUGACGUUAAAUAUUGGAAAGAUGUUUUGCGCAGAGUAACCGCAGUAGUAAAAUCAUUGUGUUCAAGAGGUCUUUCCCUUAGAGGAAGUGAUGAUAACUUUGGGAAUUCUCAUAGUGGAAAUUUUAUCAUGUGCUUAGAGCUUGUUGCAGAAUUCGACCCAUUUUUAGCUAGUCAUAUAAAAAAGUAUGCAAAUAAAGGAAAAGGAGGUACGUCAUACUUGUCACUUAAUACUUUUGAAGAGUUUGUUAAGCUUAUGGGACAAAAAGUACGUGAAACAAUAAUUAAAGAAAUUAAAAAAGCUAAAUAUUUCUCAAUUGUUGUGGAUUCGACACCAGACGUAUCUCAUACAGAUCAACUUUCCUUUAUUUUUCGAUAUGUUAUAGACAACGGUGAACCAGUAGAGCGAUUUUUACAUUUUCUUCCGAAUACUGGACAUAAAUCUGAAGACUUAGCUAAAGUAGUAUUUAACGUUCUUGAAUCGAAUACUUUGGAUAUUCAAAAUUGCCGAGGCCAAUCUUAUGACAACGCGUCCAAUAUGUCUGGGAAAUAUACAGCUCUUCAAGCUCGAAUAAAACAAGUUUGCCCCCAUGCUGUAUAUGUUCCAUGUUCAGCACAUUCUUUAAACUUGGUUGGAGAAUGCGCUGCUAAUUCCAGAGGUUUGUUAAGAAAACUACAAAGUUUGGAAAUGGGAAUAAUGGUCUCCGUUUGGAGCGAUGUACUUGAACGAUUUAAUGUAACUAGUAAGAAACUUCAAGAAGUAAAAAUUGAUUUGAAAACUGUUUUAUCAUUAUAUAACUCCUUAAUCAAGUACUCUGAAGAAUUAAGAAAUAAUUUUGAUUUAUAUGAGCAAAAAGGAUUUGAAAAAUGUGGAAUUAAAGAGUAUAAAGACAUAUCCAGUAGAAAGAAAAAAAGAAAAUUGGCUUUUGGAGAAACUCGAGACGCUGAAGCAAAAUUAACUCCAAGAGACAAAUUUAGAAGUCAAAUAUAUAUAUCAAUCAUGGAUUCUCUUAUUUUUGAAUUGAAUAAAAGGAUGAGCGCUUAUGAAGAGAUUAAUAAAAAAUUUUCUUUUUUUUUUCGGCUUCAAAUGUUAAGUAUCACAGAAGUUCGAAAACAAGGAGAUUAUUUGAGGAAGUGUUAUCCUAACGAUUUACCUGUUACAUUUCCAAAUGAAUGUGUUCAUUUUAGAAGCUAUUUACUAACAAAGUAA